AUGGACGAUAUCUCUGAACCGGCUUCGAGUUCGAAUACAAUAUCCGAAACAAGCCCGUUGCUCUAUGGUCGACGACGACAACACAGUCCUUCCUUGAAAUUGAUAUGGUCAGAGGCCCUUGUUGUGAUGAAAUAUGCCGUUCCAAUUUUUGGAAUCAAUGUUCUGGAAUACUCUCUUGUCGUAGUAUCUGUGCUGUCUAUUGGACACAUAUCUACCACUGCUCUUGCUGCUAUUACCAUUGGAGAAAUGACAGUGAAUGUCACUGGGCUGAGCAUCAUCACUGGAUUCGCAAGCGCGCUGGACACAGUGCUGCCUUCAGCAUGGACCAGCGACAGGCCCGAAUUGGUUGGUCUGGAAACGCAAAGAAUGACGUUGAUUGAGUGCUUGACGUUGGUUCCGAUCGUAACCCUUUGGCUGAAUGGUGAAGCGGUUCUGUUAAAAUUGAAUCAAGAGCCGGAGGUGGCGAGGUUAGCUGCUUUGUACUUGCGAUAUAUGUGUAUCGGUCUUCCUGGUACUGUCAAGGUAUUUAUCUUUCGUAUGCUGUUCGUCUUGAUCUAUGAUGUCUUGUCCUUAGGUCUAUUUUCCGUCCCGACGCGAAUUAUAAUCGUCGUAGCCCCAAUCAACGUACUCUUGAAUUAUAUUCUUGUCUGGGGUCCUUCUCCAACCCGCCUAGGUUUCAUUGGUGCUCCAAUUGCAACGUCUAUAUCGUACUAUCUCCUAGCAAUCUCAUACCUCACUUACGGUGUGUUCUGGGUGGAUAGAAAGGCUUGGUAUCCAAUCACCAUACGGAAUUUGAGGGGGGUAUUUGGAUUGGGAAAUUUGGGUUUCUUGUUGAAAUUGGGUCUCGCUGGAGUUGGUCAAACGGUUUCGGAAUGGUGGGCAUGGGAUAUUGUUGCGUUAGUCGCGUCACAAUUAGGCUCCGAUGUAGUCCUCGCAUGUCAAUCCAUUCUUGUCGUCACAUCUUCCACAACAUGGCAGGCCCCUUAUGCGUUGGGAAUAGCUGCUUCAAUACGGAUCGGAAAUCUUCUUGGAGAAAGAGAUGAUCUGCGCGCCGGAGCAGCAGCAAAAGGCGUAUUAGUGGUUGGGAUUGUUACAGCAGGUGUGAUUAGUGUCCUACUACUCGUUUUCCGUCAUUCUUUUGCGUAUAUGUUCAACAACGAUCCAGACGUCGUAUCAAUGGUUGCGUCCAUCACCCCAAUACUCGCAGUCUGUCAAAUAUUCGACGGUACUGCGGGGAUCACUUCUGGAAUCCUGAGAGCAAGAAGUAAGCAAGUCAUGGGUGCAGUGUUAAAUAUUUCUGCAUACUAUGUCUUUGGUAUUCCUUUCGGAAUCUACCUCGCCUUUUCAUCCUCCACGCACAUGGGCCUUUCUGGUCUUUGGGUCGGGCUCACUGUCGCACUAGUGUACUGUGCCGGGUUUGGUGUUGCGAUGAGCGUGUGGACGCCUGAUUGGGAGAAAGAGGUUGAAAAGGUUGAAAAACGGGUAGAGCGGGAAGGAGAACGGGAAAGGGCGAGGGAAGAGAGGGAGGAACAACAAAGAGAGCGUGAUACUGUCAACGUGGGCUCUGAUAGUAGGACAAUCGGUCGGGGAUGGGCAGAAACCGAGGAGAGUAGGGCGGCAGUCUAUAGCGCCACUGCCAGCAUUAGAAGCCACACUGCCAGCAUGGAAAGUUGCACUUCGGAGAAUUUAGAGUAAAUGGAUCAUUAUCAGGCAGAGUGAAUUACUCCAAGGGAACACAUAGAGAUUGCACGCCUACAUAUAGACAGGAGCCACUACAGAAAAGAGUUCAAAAAAAAACCAGCCGGAGUGGUUUAAACCCUAACCUGACUGAUUCCUCUUCAACUCAAUCAAAAUCUCUGUCCUUGUCACCCUGUUCGAGGAAG
Messenger RNA from Lentinula edodes (shiitake mushroom), 1883 nucleotides. Its product is annotated as mate-domain-containing protein. Bases 1 to 1695 code for a protein of 564 amino acids. The transcript is spliced from 10 exons. Gene Ontology annotation, molecular function: xenobiotic transmembrane transporter activity; antiporter activity. Gene Ontology annotation, biological process: xenobiotic detoxification by transmembrane export across the plasma membrane. NCBI's taxonomy places the organism in Eukaryota, Fungi, Basidiomycota, Agaricomycetes, Agaricales, Omphalotaceae. The record is from RefSeq and is a predicted model, not a curated record. Gene Ontology annotation, cellular component: membrane.